UCAUUGUACACACUUCCCCUAUAUGAGAACUAUUGAGAACCUUGAUCAACCGGGCACAUUUACAUACAACUGUGCACAUAUAUGUGUUCUUAUGGAUUAGUAAUUAAUGUAUAAUGAUUAAUAAUACAAAAUACAAAACGAAAAAUGACAUCUCGAGAGAUAUUGACCAUUCAAUUUGGCCAUUAUUCUAACUUUAUUGGUACUCACUGGUGGAAUUUGCAGGAAACUAAUUUCUCUUAUGAUCCCGAUCAUGCAUCCGAAAUAAAUCAUAACAUUUUGUAUAGAGAAGGUGAAAAUUUGAAGAAACAAGUUACAUAUACGCCAAGGUUGUUGCUCGUAGAUCUAAAAGGAACAUUUGGAUAUUUGAAAGAAGAAGGCACCUUGUAUGAUGUUCCACAGCAUGAAGGAAUACAACAAUCCUUAUGGAAUGAUAACAAAGUAGAGAUUGUGAAAGAAGAAAUAGUUGACAAAACUCCAUUUAUUAGAAGUUUAGAUGAACCCUCUGAAACAUCAGAAUCAGCAACGACAUCAAUAUCGUUCGAGUUGGAGAAUGAUGUUAACUCGUGGGUGGAUUAUCUGUUACCCAGAUUUCAUCCUAGAACAUUGAACAUGAUCAGGGAAUAUGAACACAAUUCGACAAUAUAUCCUUUCGAUGUUUUCACGUAUGGGAGGAAUUUAUGGAAUACAGAACAAUUUUCUGAUGAUUUUUCGGAAAAGAUAAGAGUAUAUAUCGAAGAAUGCGAUUUGAUGCAGGGUUUCCAGAUAAUUUUGGAUUCUACCGAUGGCUUUGCUGGUCUUGGGGUAUCCUGUAUGCAACAUUUGAGAGACGAAUAUGGGAAAAGUAUAUUGUCGUUUCCAUGUAUAGAUAGUAAAGAGACCGAAUCAUCGUCAUCAAGCAUGAUUAAAAUACUUAAUACGGCUCUGUGCUGGCAAUACACUGGAGAAUACGCUUCGUUGUAUAGUCCGCUCUGUUCCGCGCAAACAGCUUGGUCAAACGUCUGUGAUCCGCGAGUAUUUCAACAUUUAACGUACAAUUCCCAGUUGAAAUAUCAUAGUAGCGCGCUGUUGGCGACAGCUCUGGAUACAUUAACAAUUAGAUACAGGCGUAAAGAAUAUCCGAACGUCGUUUUGUCUGAUUUAUGUGCGGAUUUGAAUAAGCUUGGUCGGAAAGCAGCUGCGACGAGCUUAACGUUACCGUUUCCAAUGACCGAAAAGACUGAUCUGAUAGAUGUACUCGACAACUUCGAGGGACCACUGUGGACAAGCCUAACACUAAAUUGCGAUAUAUCAAUGGACAGAAAUAUGCAAAGCAUUGUGUUGCGCGGAAUACCUGAGGAGAGAUUAAAACGGCCUAUGGCCCACGCGAUGAAACAAAUAUCGAAACCGGCGUACAGAUGUUCCAGUGUACACGAAAUGAUGACACUUUACUUAGCUGCCACUUGUCACGCGUCGGCAACUUAUUUAUCCAGCAUUUCAUCACCCCUGAACAUAAAAUGUCCGUAUCCUAAGAUUUUCAAUAACAAUGUUACCGAAACUGGAGAUGUUAUUGGAUGGCCUAUAGGAACAGAUGUUAAAUCUGUGCCUGUAAUGGCUGGCUUACACAGCGGGAGCAGUCUCGGUGCGAUGUACGAUUCUUUGUACAAUCAAUUGAACAGGAUAAAGAGCAUAAAGAAGUAUCAUAUGUUUACGGACUCCGGCUUGGAGGAAGACGAGUUCAAAGACAGUCUCGAUCAUUUGCUCGAUUGUAAAGAAAAUUACGAAGAUCAUUACAUGUAACUACUGCAUUAUUGUAUUUGAUAGACACUUUUAUAUUUCACAAUAAAUCUUGUACUUAAAACAUAAUUAAAGGUCCUUUAAGUCCUUAA
Molecule: messenger RNA, 1865 nt
Organism: Ceratina calcarata
Lineage: Eukaryota; Metazoa; Arthropoda; Insecta; Hymenoptera; Apidae
Gene: mst
Product: misato mitochondrial distribution and morphology regulator
Exons: 5
Coding region: 145-1776 (543 amino acids)
Biological process (GO): mitochondrion organization
Cellular component (GO): mitochondrion; cytoplasm
Source: RefSeq, a predicted model, not a curated record